Messenger RNA from Leptonychotes weddellii (Weddell seal), 3557 nucleotides. NCBI's taxonomy places the organism in Eukaryota, Metazoa, Chordata, Mammalia, Carnivora, Phocidae. The record is from RefSeq and is a predicted model, not a curated record.
GGCUAAUUAAAUAAAUCUGGGACGAGAGCAUUCUGCAGAAGAAUUCCAAAUAAUUUAUGUAGCUACUUUGCCCUCAAAGAGGUAGAGUAUAAUCCCCUACUCCUUAAAGGGUGGGCUGUGCAUAGUGACUUCUUUCCAGAGGGAACAGAGGGAUAAAGACUAGUUUGCAGUGGAGAAGUGUGAAUCUUAGCCAGGUGAUCAAGGUUAACAUCAACAGUGAAGGUCAUGUUGAUACUAUAUGCCCUUGAUGUGAUCUGAUGAGGAUGGUACUUUACCUGUAGUCUUCCAAAAACCCAUAAGCCCAAUCUGAUAAUGAGAAAAAAAAUUUUAGAAAAAUCCCAAAUGAGAGACAUUCUACAAAACACUGACCAGGAUUCCUCAACACCAUCAAGGUCAUCAAAAAUCAGGAAAGUCUGAGAAAUUGUCACAGUCAAGGAGACGUGACAACUGAAUUUAACGUGGUGUCCUAGAUGAGACUUCCGAACAGAAAAUGGACAUUAGGUAAAAGCUAAGAAAAUCUGAGUCAACUGUGGACUUUAUUAAUAUUGAUGCACUUGUUAACCACUCACCUGAAGGAGUGGGGAUUGGGAUUGUUUUAGGAUGGGUUAACUGGCACAGCUGGCUGUCCAGCUGUCCAUACCAGUUUGUGCUCCAUUCAUUCACUUCUUCACUCGUGCAACAGAUGUUAGGUCCUUACUGUAAGAAGAACACUGGUUUAGGAGGCACGGAUAAAUGAGUGUCAAACAGGAUUUGCCCUCUUGGAGACAGCUAGAGAAUAAAUCAUAACUACAUAUGGAACAGGUGCUGUGAAAAUAAAAUAGAUGUUACUCAGUUGGGGGUGGGGUUUCCACUCAAAGAUCACUAUUAACCAACCUAGAGCCACAGGACUGGAUUAAACGUUUAAACAAUUCUGAUAUAGACUAGAGUCAGUUCCCUUGCAAAAUGCUUGCUGAUGUGCUGUUGGCAAUACAGAGAGUGUACAGGCAGGAGUAUUCUGGUCCAUUGAGGCCUGUCUACUUGAAUGCUUAAAGUACACAUGUACUGGAUUUACUCAAUGUGUAUCAGUAACCACAUGGAUGCUGGGGACAGAGGCAAAUCCUACAAAAUCCUUGUUCUCCCAGAGGUCAGCUGGAGAAACUUUCCUAUAAAUGAAUUAUUACAAUGCACGAAAAGCCAGCCGUUUGGAAACAAAGCACUCUUCCUCACAAGACGUGCCAAACUGAAUUCUAAACUGUUAAAAGAUUUAAGUGUGAAAAAAUGAAGGCAUAGUGAUUGCUAUUUGUAAAGAUGUGAAGAAGAGGUUUCUAAGUAUGACAUCAAAGGCAGAAACCAUAAUUUAAAAAAAUGAAAACACGUCCAAAAUAAGCCACAUUAAAAAGCAACAGUCAACUGUAGAAAAAUAUACCUAAGAUGAGGUAUAUAUUGUUAAUAUACAAAGGACACUAAGAGAUGGUAGAAGAGUGACCAAAAGACAACGUGUUAGAAUGCAAAGGAUCAAUAAACACAAAAUAUUCAAGCUCUAUAACAAAUUAAAACAGCAGGAAAAUCCCAUUGCCUAUCUGACUGGCAAAGAGUGGAAGAAAAAAAAGGGAAGAGGUACGAAAAGGAGGAGAAAACGCUCUCCCAGCGCUCCACCUCACACAGGCCUUGGGAGCCCUGGAAGGGCACUGGGAUUUCCGGGUCGGAACUUCCGUGCCCUUUGACCCGGAAGUGCGGGCGGACAGGGCGGUACCGAGGCGGGCGUGCUUCGCGACAGAGCCGUAAAGGCGCGUGGGAGCGAAGCAUGGCGCUGUACGCGACGGCGGCGUCUGUGCUGGCGGGUGUGGAAAGCCGACGGGGCUCCAUCAAGGCGCUGGUGUACGCCAGCAGCUUCCAGAACGUGAAGCAGCUGUACGCGCUCGUGUGCGAGACGCAGCGCUACUCCGCCGUGCUGGACGCCGUGAUCGCCAGCGCCGGCCUCCUCCGCGCCGAGAAGAAGCUGCGGCCGCACCUGGCUAAGGUGCUAGUGUAUGAGUUGUUGUUGGGGAAAGGCUUCCGAGGGGGCGGGGGCCGAUGGAAACCUUUGCUGGACCGGCACCAGGCAAGGCUGAAGGCUGAGCUGGCCCGGCUCAAGGUUCAGCGCCGUGUGAGCCGCAACGAGGAUCUGUUGCAAGUGGGAUCCAGGCCUGGCACAGCCUCCCAGGUGCCUCGAUUUGUGCGGGUGAACACUCUCAAGACCAGCCUUGAUGAUGCAGUUGAUUACUUCAAGAGGCAAGGUUUCUCCUAUCAGGGUCGGGCUUCCAGGUCUGGCUUUCUCCAUCCCUUAACAUUGAUUCUCCUGGGAGUUCCAUCUUACGUUCUUCUAAUCGAGUGCCGGACUAAAUUCAUCUUCUCUCUGAACUUUGCACCUUCUUCUUUUUUAAUUGUUAAAUCCUGUUUAUUCAAAAUUCAAGACUUAGGAGAAAUCCUUCCAAAACACACUGACUGGCGUUUCGUGAGCGCCUCCCUUGUGCGGGCUGCUUUCCUAAGUGUCUCGGACGUAGUAACUCCGUCCUCAACGGCGACCGUGCCCCAGAAGCGCGAGGGGCAGCGCGAGAAACGUGGGGUCACAGCCCACGUCAUCGACGCCUGUGCCGCCCCCGGCAACAAGACCAGUCACUUGGCCGCUCUCCUCCAGAACCAGGGGAAGAUCUUUGCCUUUGACCUGGAUGCCGGGCGCCUGGCGUCCAUGGCUACCCUGCUGGCCCGGGCUGGGGUCUCGUGCUGCGAGCUGGCGGAGGAAGACUUCCUGGCGGUCUCACCCUCUGACCAGCGCUACCGUCGGGUCCAGUACAUCUUACUGGAUCCUUCUUGUAGCGGCUCAGGAAUGCCAGCCAGACAGUUGGAGGAGCCCGGGGCAGGCACCCCGAGCAAGGCACGGCUGCAGGCCCUGGCCGGGUUCCAGCAGCGAGCACUGCGCCACGCGCUCACCUUCCCCUCCCUCCAGCGCCUGGUCUACUCCACGUGCUCCCUCUGCCAGGAGGAGAAUGAAGAUGUGGUGCGCGACGCCCUGCAGCAGAACCCAGGGACCUUCAGGCUAGCUCCCGUCCUACCCUCCUGGCCCCACCGAGGCCUCGGCACUUUCCCCGGGGCUGAACACUGCCUCCGGGCCUCCCCCGAGACCACGCUCACUGGUGGCUUCUUUGUUGCCGUUCUGGAAAGGGUAGAGGUGCCGAGCUCAGUCCCGCAGGCUGAAGCAGCGGCGCCCGAACCCACACCCAGCGCAGCCCCGCGGAGGAAGAGACGGCGCCAGGCCGUGGCUCCUGGCGCGCAGCCCCGCACACAGCCCCGCACACAGCAGGUCCGCAGGGCUUCUCCUUCUCGGGUGGGGAGGAAGAGCCCGCUCCUCCCCGCAGCUCAGCCAGCAGGUUUUUGAAAGGUUUUUUUUAUUGCUUUAGAAAGGAAAGCGGUAACCCUGAAUCUCCAGUGGGGGACAGAGUGGAUUUCCUCGUCCUCUGGGUCCCUUCCCGGGGCCGUGUUCCUGCUGGUGAGAGAAUUCUGCCCACAGAAAUAAAAGGCGGGACACGGAAUACGAUAGA